Messenger RNA from Acanthosepion pharaonis, 936 nucleotides. The record is from the annotation of a GenBank genome assembly. Lineage: Eukaryota; Metazoa; Mollusca; Cephalopoda; Sepiida; Sepiidae.
AUGGCGUCUUAUGGUAUGUCUCCCCGUUAUGAAAAUGACUUGGACUAUGAUGAUUGUGGGAGUUCAGAUUACGAUGAAGACAGAGAUAUGGAUGCUAACAUCUCUGAUGAAGACACAGAAGAUGCUAGUGAGACUGACAUGGUUAAACGGGAGGAAGAAUACACAGAAAUCAAAGAACAGAUGUACCAAGAUAAGUUGCUUCAGAUCAAAAAACAAUUGCAACAACUGCAAGAUGGGGUGCUGCCUGAAUUCAUGAAAAAGAACUGCAAAAUUGAACAGCAGUACCGAGACCGGCUGAUGAGCAAUGAAGUGUGGUGGGAGUAUGAGCGUGCUGUUGUAGAUCGUGAAUGGAUCAAAGAGAAACAAGCAGCUGUAAAAGAUUUUGAAGAAAAGAAAUUUGGCUUGAAAGAAAACUUGAUAGCAGAAUUUGAAGAGAAGAAGCGACAUAUUGAGAGUGAACGUAGCACAAUGGAACUUACAGGAGAUUCAAUGGAAGUGAAACCUGUGAUGACACGUAAAUUACGUCGGCGACCAAAUGAUCCUCUGCCACUUCCUGAAAAACGCAGAAAACCUUCACCAGCUCAGCUUAAUUAUUUCCUGGAUGAAAGUGAAAUCAUUGAAGAUUUAAAGACACUCAACAAAAUGCCGAGCCGUCCAUUGCAGAAGAAGCCCAUGUCUCCCACUAACAAUAUGGAUGGCAACCUAACUAUGGAGGCUAAGAUUGAAGAUGGCCGCCUCUAUUAUGACAAAAGAUGGUUCCACAAAGGACAACCUGUAUAUGUUGAAGCCAAAGACAUAGAAAAAAUCACUGGGAUAAUUAGCACCAUUGGGACUGUGGAGAUCUGGGUGAAACGAUGCGACAAUAACAGCAAACUUCGGAUCUGCUUAUCCCAGCUCCAGAAAGGCAAAUAUAUUUUGCGGCGACGUUCCAUGUGA